Messenger RNA from Dendrobium catenatum, 1658 nucleotides. Its product is annotated as rhodanese-like domain-containing protein 7. The record is from RefSeq and is a predicted model, not a curated record. The transcript has 5 exons. Lineage: Eukaryota; Viridiplantae; Streptophyta; Magnoliopsida; Asparagales; Orchidaceae. Bases 9 to 1403 code for a protein of 464 amino acids.
UCGAAUUGAUGAACCCAAUGGACAGAAUCGGUGCGGCCGCGACGGAGGUGUGGGUGCUCACCAUACCGCCUAGCUUCAGAAAUCCUCCCUAUUGGCCUAUAAGAACCCUUCUCUCCAUGAAAGCAGCCGAAGUGAAAUCCAUUGCCGCUAAUCUCUCUUGCAGUGCGACUCACGGCGGCUCACUUCCUAUCAAAAGCCGAGUUCUUCGCGCUGCCGGAUUUCGCCAGGAACCCAAAGCGGUUGGCGGCGGGAGCUUGCAGAUGUCCAUAGCGAGGGAUGGACAGGAUGCGGAGAGGUCUAUGCCGCCUUUAGUGGUUGUGUCCUUCUAUAAGUUUGCGGUUUUUGCGGACUACAAGGAUAUGCGCAUGCCAUUGAAAGAUCUCUGCGAAAAAGUGCGUAUUUCAGGAGGUAUCAUUCUGGCACCAGAGGGAAUAAAUGGUAGCAUAUGUGGAACGCAAGAGUCAGUACAGAAGGUUCUUGAAUUUAUUCAAUCUGAUGCAAGGCUAAAAGGCGUAAAAAUGGUUGAAUCACCUGUUACUCCUGAGGAAGAGGCCAUUCAUCAUGGACACACCAGCCAUUCUCCUCUUGGAGCAGGUGAUGAUGCUCCUUUUCGUUGGGAUCAUGUUCGUGUUAAGUUGAAGAAAGAGAUAGUGACAUUUGGGGAUGUAAGCGUGUUGCCUACUGAAAGAGUUGGAAAGUAUGUUCAAUCAAGGGACUGGAAUGCGUUGAUUAGUGAUCCUAACAUUGUGUUAAUCGAUGUACGCAACAUGUAUGAGACCCGCAUAGGUAAGUUCAAAGGUGCGGUCGAUCCACGCACAGCAUCAUUUCGAGAAUUUCCAUCCUGGGUGAAGGAGGAGUUUCAGGUCGGGUCAAGAAUUCAGCAGGUAGACACAGAGGAUGACAGACUUGGAGAACCACCUAAGCUGCCUCGUGUCGCAAUGUACUGCACUGGCGGAAUCAGAUGUGAGAAGGCUUCAAGUUUUUUGCUCAGCAAAGGUUUUGAAGAGGUUUAUCAUUUGGAGGGAGGGAUUCUCAAGUAUCUUGAAGAUGUGCCAGAAUCAGAGAGCCUAUGGGAGGGUGAGUGCUUUGUGUUUGACAAACGUGUAUCUGUUGAGCAUGGUUUGGAACAAGGGAGCUUCAAGCUAUGUUACGGCUGCAAACAACCAGUGAGCGACGCAGACAUGGAAUCCCCAGAGUGGGAGUUUGGUGUUUGUUGCCCUUACUGUUUCUCCACCAAAUCAGAAAAAGAGAAAGAGAGAGCAAGAGCAAGACAAAAGCAGUCUGAAACCUGGGGAGUUAUCGGCGGACCUGAUAAGGGACGCCGGAAUCCCCAUAGAUCCCAGCUGAGCUAUGGAAAGGUAGAAAUGCCUCUUCCCAGCUCAAUCCAUCAUCCUCUUUUGUGACUUUUGUUCACUGAGGUUUUAUUUGGGACGGUUUUUUUACUGCUUCUUAAAGCAGCUUUCUAUUAAUUUUUAUAACAUAAAGCUUCUUUUAAGUAGUAAAAACCCGUCCCAAACGAAGCCCGAAGCAGUUGGAGCUGUUCAUGUUUAGUUUUUCAUAUUGGGUGUUGAUUGAUUAAUGUCUUAUGUUUCUCAUUGUGCCUAUGUUUUGGUUUGAAUUCUCUUGCUUCAUUUCUAAUUGAGCACUCAUUGUGGCUA